Molecule: messenger RNA, 2280 nt
Organism: Tigriopus californicus
Lineage: Eukaryota; Metazoa; Arthropoda; Copepoda; Harpacticoida; Harpacticidae
Product: chromodomain Y-like protein 2
Source: RefSeq, a predicted model, not a curated record
CCCACAAGUCUGUGAGUGAGUGAACACACCCAUUUGAGGUGAUCCUCAAAAUGACUGGCCGUGGAUCGGUUCGUCGAAAAUCAUCUCCAUUUGCCACCGGACGAAACAGAUCCAAGACUGACAACACACCCACCAACAGCCCCGUGGACCUGCAUCAAGCCAUCGAAUCCGCUCGUCUGACCUUUAAGAAUGACGUGGAUCCGGCGAUGAAGCGACACCGCGGAUGCAAAUCCACGCUCUCCUCGCCCAAAAUGGCCUCACCUCAAAACACCAAGGAGAACAAAUCCAACAGCGCCCCGCCCAGUCCCAUGAAGGCCGUGCACUCGAAAUCUCGGCCCUCAACUCAAAGUCCGCGAAGUCCUCGAAGUCCGGCUACUUCGGGCGAUAAAAGACAGUCCCUGGAUCCCCCUUCCGAGUUGGCCUUGACCAAUCCGAAGCGAUUCAAGGCCGAGCCCAAGGUCAACAGUGGUCGAGGGAAUAAUGUUCUGACCGAGAUGAAGGUCAAGGGGCAAAUGGGAUCGAGAAAGAAGAACGUGUACAAAGACGAGGUGUCGAAACUCCACCAGGACGAGGGCAUUUAUCAUCUUCUCCACGGUUUGUCUGGCUCUCGUCGGAAGACCCAGGUGAAGCACUUCAAUGCCUCCAACCCAUCUGUGGACACCCUCAUUCACGCACCGCCAGCUCGCAAAGCCAAUGGCCAUCAGAAAUUCAUACUGCCUACCCGGGUUCCUACGCCCCAACCGUCGACUAACAAAUCCAAGACAUCCUCCAAAGGUGACUUGAUCAUUCAAAUGCCCGUCAAGGAAGGUCCUCACGUCACGCCCGAGCUUCUCCUCAACCCUAAGAAUUUCGAGCAAUUGCAGAAGCUCCCACAGAGGGACUACAUGGACCUAUGGAGCGGCAAUCAGAGCCACAAGCUGCCCUCGGAAGCUCUGGCUGCCGUUAACCUCGAAUUGAAUAUCUCACCCACCGAGAGUGGAUGCAGCUCGGCUUCUUCGGACAUCUCCUCGCUGUCGAACCUGACUGCGGGUGCGGCCAUGUUUAGUGCAGGACGAGGUCCAGUUUGGUCCUCACCCAGCAACAAUAAUCCUCGGAAGAUCCCCAAGCGAGCCCGGAUCGGAAGCCGAAUGCUCCUUUGUGUCAGCAACAUCACAAAACAAUAUCGAGAGAUCGUGGUGCGGAGUUAUCCAACGUUUGCUCAGAUCAUCUUCACCCCUGGGACCACGGGUAUGCAGUUCUCGUUCAACAUUAACGUGUUCGAGGAGAUCAUUGAUGCCAUGCAGAUCCUCUUGGACGAUCCUACGUGCAAGGCCGUGGUCUUCAGUGGUUUGGGCGACCUGUUUUGUCAAGGUGUGGACUUGACCUUGCUGGCCUUUGACUCGAUUGAGAAGCAGAAGAAAUCCGCCGAUAUCAUGUCGAAAGGCAUCAAGACGUUCAUCAAGUUCAUCGUGUCCUAUCCAAAAUUGACGGUAGGGGCGGUCAAUGGCGUGGCCAGAGGUCUGGGCGUGACCCUCCUGCCCUAUUUGGACUUGGUGUACGCGAGCGACAAGGCCACGUUUCAGUUAGACAGUCCUAAUAUUGGGUACAUCCCCGAGGGAUUCGCCUCCGAGACCAUGAAGGCCCCAGCUUUUAACGAAAUGAUCCUUUUGGGGCAGAUGAAGACGGCUGAAGAGGCCAAAGCCUUGGGACUUGUGACCGAAGUAUUUUGGCCCGAUCGACUCUUUGAAGAACUCGUGCCUCGAUUGGAAAACCUCGAGAAGCUCAACUAUGAGGGGCUAAAGGCCACGAAGGCCUUGCAAAAGAAAAGGCUGUUGCGCCAGGUGUCUCCUGUAAUGGAUGAGGAGACCAAGGAGCUCCAGGAGAUCUGGAGUGCGCCCAACUUUCACCGUCAGAUCAGGAACUUUCUCAAGACGAGCGAUGGCAUCGUGUUCAAAUGAGAAAUCAACCAGGAGUUAGUUAGAUGACAGCUUUAAAACAAGAUGGAUACAAAGCUUCCCGACUUGAAAUGUUACCUCGGCCUCAUCCCAGACCACAUAGCGUAUUCACUUACCUUCAUUUCUCUCAACCUUAAAACCUCAAUUUAUCAACCGUCGUCUUCAGGAGUUAAAAUGAAUGUAUUUUCCAGGGCAAUUAUCGUGACAUGAACAUGCGAAUCGGCUUUUUUUAUAUUGCCGCUCAUCAUUUGAACGUCUCUUAUCAAUAUUACUGCAUCCAGGGACUCUUGUGAAAAUAUUUUUCUAUGGAAUCGUCCAAUAAAUAGAAGUAAAGAAAAGGUGUCAA